Messenger RNA from Metarhizium brunneum ARSEF 3297, 867 nucleotides. Its product is annotated as Cell wall mannoprotein 1. The record is from RefSeq and is a predicted model, not a curated record. Lineage: Eukaryota; Fungi; Ascomycota; Sordariomycetes; Hypocreales; Clavicipitaceae. Gene Ontology annotation, cellular component: extracellular region.
AUGAAGCCUCCCAUCACAACAGCAAUCGCUUUUGCGGCUGCUACUGUCUAUGCCCAGAUCGAUGUCCUUACCGGUGCUCUGUCUAAUGUGUCUUCCAGCGUCGAAGCCCUCGACAAGGCUACUACAGACUUUAAUAUCGACGCGAUCAAGACCAACGCCGAUACCCUCAUCUCCACCAUAGCAACAGGCAAGGAUGCAGUCAAUGCCUCGCAGGUCGUCACACUCGUCGAUUCUCUGGGUUUGAACGGCCCUGUUCUGCUCCAGAACAAGGACUUUGAAACCCUGGCCGCCGACUUGAAAACCAAGCGCCCCGACAUUGAAAAGGCGAAUGCGUGCAGCGACGUUCACUCCAGAAUCGCUAGCAUCAACACGGGGUCAUUGGGCCUCACGGAGGCAAUCAUCGCCAAGGUCCCCCAGGCUGCACAGCCUAUUGUUCGACAGGUCGCCGCCGGGGCCUCUAGGGUCCUGAACCAGGCGCAGUACGACUUCUCCGAGGACAACUGCAAGGACGCGUCGCCGACGGCGAGCCCUACCCCGUCGCCGACGGCAAGUUCCAGCGCCGACUCGAAGCAAACGCCAGUCGGCGCCAUAGUCGGCGGGGUCCUGGGAGGUGUGGGUAUCAUGGCGGUGAUCGGACUCUCUAUCUUCCUGUUUCUGAGACGCAGGAGGCAGCGGAGGCUGAAACAGGAGCGCGAACCACCCGUCGAACUCGAGGCCAAUGACGGCCCGCCGCCGCUACUAAAGGACUACAAAGAAGAAUGUGCAAAGGCGGAGCGCGGCGAGCAAGAGGCGGAGAGAGCGGAAAUGUGCGCGGACAGCACGGCGAUUCACGAGGCGCCGGAAAAUGCGCGGUACGAGUUGGAGUAG